CUUCCGGGGUGCGGCCCGCUCGGGGGGUUUCGCUUCCGGGACGGUGUUCCGGCCCGUUCCCACCCCCGGGAGCUGGGUUGUACUCCUACAACUGGGGCAGCCAUGGAGAAAAGUGGAAACAUUCAGCUGGAGAUCCCUGACUUCAGCAACUCUGUCCUGAGCCACCUCAACCAGCUGCGCAUGCAGGGCCGCCUGUGUGACAUAGUGGUCAACGUGCAAGGACAAGCUUUCCGUGCUCACAAAGUGGUGCUGGCUGCUAGCUCACCCUACUUCCGUGACCAUAUGUCAUUGAACGAGAUGAGCACGGUCUCCAUUUCAGUCAUUAAGAACCCCACUGUUUUUGAGCAGCUCCUUUCCUUUUGUUAUACCGGGCGGAUAUGCCUGCAGUUGGCUGACAUCAUCAGUUACCUAACAGCAGCCAGCUUCCUGCAGAUGCAGCACAUUAUAGACAAAUGCACGCAGAUCCUCGAGGGAAUUCACUUCAAAAUUAACGUGGCAGAGGUUGAAGCUGAACCGAGCCAGACUAGAACAAAGCAUCAGGAGAGACCCCCAGAGUCUCACCGGGUUACCCCAAAUCUAAACCGCUCUCUGAGCCCGCGCCACAACACUCCAAAAGGGAGUCGUCUAGGCCAGGUCAGCACUGUGCUGGACAUUCGGGAGCUGAGCCCCCCUGAGGAGUCCACCAGCCCUCAGAUAAUUGAGCAGAGUUCAGAUGUAGAGAGCAGGGAGCCCAUACUGCGGAUUAACAGAGCAGGACAGUGGUACGUUGAGACAGGAGUGGCAGACCGUGGGGGACGGAAUGACGAUGAUGUUAGGGUGCUUGGAGGAGUGCGCAUUAAAACAGAGAACCUGGAGGAGUGGCUGGGAACAGAGAAUCAGCCAUCGGGAGAAGAUGGGAGCAGCGCUGAGGAGGUCACGACCAUGGUAAUUGACACAACAGGCCACGGAUCGAUGGGCCAGGAGACUUACACAUUAGGGUCAUCAGGAGCCAAAGUGGUUAGGCCAACCAGCAGUGAGAUUGACAGAUUUAGCCCUUCGGGCAGCAUGGUUACUGUAACUGAGCGGUACAGAUCGAAAAGUGAGUCUCCCGGGCGGAUGGAUGAGCCUAAGCAGCCCAAUUCCCAGGUGGAGGAGUCUGCCAUGAUUGGAGUGAGCGGUUAUGUUGAGUAUCUCCGUGAACAGGAAGUGUCUGAGCGGUGGUUCCGGUACAACCCGCGGCUCACCUGCAUCUACUGUGCCAAAUCCUUCAACCAGAAAGGCAGUCUAGACCGGCACAUGCGUCUCCACAUGGGCAUCACGCCCUUCGUCUGCCGCAUGUGCGGUAAAAAGUACACCCGCAAGGAUCAGCUGGAGUACCACAUCCGCAAGCACACAGGCAACAAGCCCUUUCAUUGCCACGUUUGCGGCAAGAGCUUCCCCUUCCAGGCUAUCCUCAACCAACACUUUCGCAAAAACCACCCUGGCUGUGUGCCUCUGGAGGGGCCGCACAGCAUUUCCCCCGAGACCACCGUCACCUCCAGGGGGCAGGCGGAGGAAGAGUCUCCCCCGCAGGAGGAAGCUGUUGUGGCAGGGGAAACGGCACAGGGAUCUGUGUCUACCACCGGGCCAGAUUGA
Terrapene triunguis (Three-toed box turtle) is the source of this 1614-nucleotide messenger RNA. RefSeq names its product zinc finger and BTB domain-containing protein 37. The transcript has 4 exons. Lineage: Eukaryota; Metazoa; Chordata; Testudines; Emydidae. Bases 103 to 1614 code for a protein of 503 amino acids. Gene Ontology annotation, molecular function: RNA polymerase II cis-regulatory region sequence-specific DNA binding; protein binding; DNA-binding transcription factor activity, RNA polymerase II-specific. The record is from RefSeq and is a predicted model, not a curated record. Gene Ontology annotation, biological process: regulation of transcription by RNA polymerase II.